AUGCACAGCGGCGUGCCCCUGCCGGCCAUGUCCGUGCUGCCCCAGCUGCCGCCGGCGCCCGUGAUCUCCGACGAGGCGCUCCUCCACGAGCUCGACACGCUCGUGCAGCAGCAGCGCCAGAGCCAGCGCUUCGACGAGCCGCGCGGCGGCUCGCGCGAGGCGGACGUCGCGGCCAUGCCGCCGCCGCCCCAGCGCGCGGGGUCCGGCGAGCUGCUCAACUCCGGGAGCGGCGGGUCGCUGUCCAAGUACCUCGCGCCCGGCGACGGCGGCGGCGGCAUCCGGAAGCGGCUCGCGAGCCACCAGUCGAUCCACUCCGUCGGGUCCUUCGACAACGGCCAGAUGACGGAGAUCGGCGGCCACGGGCCGGACCGCCAGCGCGGGAAGCACGGCUCCGGCGGCGACCUGGCGGGCGCCGGCGGCGGCGGGUUUCGGGUCGCGCGGCGGACGAACUCGAAGUCGUCGCUGGCGUCGGACGACUGGGACCUCAACAUCGCGGACGUCGACUCGCUGAACCUCGACGACUGGCGAUGGUCCGAGUCGCAGAACGGGCCGGCGCUGUCGUCCUUCGGCGGCCGCCAGGGCGGCGACUUCCUCCGGAGCUCCGGCGGCGCGGGCGGCAUGGGCGGCGGCCGCACGCAUUCCGGGAACUCGCUCGGAGGUUUGGCGGACCUCCAGCAGGGCCUGCCGCUGACGGACCUGCCGCGGUCCCGGAGCGGCGAGGGCCUCCUGGCCCAGCCCAUGCUCAACGCGAACGACCCCCGCGUGUCCCGCGACUCGGUCGUCGGCGACGCGCCCGAGAACACGUCCGUCGUCGCCAAGAAUACACCCUCCUUCUUCGUCGAGAAGACGCCGUCCUUCGUCGCCGAGAAGACGCCGCCCUUCGUCGAGGGCGAGGUCCACGUCCUCGCGCGGUGCCGCUUCCAGGGCUGCGACCGGGGCGCGCUCGCGUGGCGCCAAGCCUUCUACUCGGUGGACCUCGUCGACGGCGCGCUGCGCGUCUUCCGCUCCGACGAGGACCGGCGCACGUGGCGGCGCCAGGGCGGCGAGAACCUCGCCAAGUGGGCGGCGGUCAUCGGCGGCGACCACGUCGUCGCGGACGUCGCGGCCGCGCCGCCGCCGAGCGCCGGCAAGCGCAACCGGAGAAGUCGCCGCGCGCCGACGCUCGAGGACGUGCCCGAGUCCGAGGAGGACGACGAGUCGCCCCUGGCCUCGUCCCUCGAGGACGCCGCGUCCCGCGAGGGCGACCUGCCCCUGCGGAACCGGCCCGCGCCGCGGUCCUGCGCGGACUGCGCCCGCGACGUCGACUACUGCUCCUUCGAGGUCUGGAAGCGCGCGGACGUCGGCGGCGACGGCUCCGGCGCGCCCCUCCUCAAGUUCGCCGCGGCGCCCGACGACCGCGACGACCUCGACGUCCUCCACGACGCCCUCGAGGCCAUCUCGCUCACGUCCGCGACGCACGUCAUCGAGCCCUGA
This is a messenger RNA of Aureococcus anophagefferens, 1473 nucleotides long. RefSeq lists its product as hypothetical. The coding region runs from base 1 to 1473 and encodes 490 amino acids. The transcript is spliced from 2 exons. Lineage: Eukaryota; Pelagophyceae; Pelagomonadales; Pelagomonadaceae. The record is from RefSeq and is a predicted model, not a curated record.